AAAAAGAAGGGAAAAGAAAAAAGAAGACGACAUCAAAAUACGGAGGCCAUAGCCAAAACCAGGCAGGCAACCACCACCUCAUCGUCAAAGUAUUGGCUCAACUACCGUUACCUUAUUGACCAAAAAGGAAGAAACAGAGUGUAUAUAAAUAUUUAAAAUAUGGAAGGUAUUGUAGUAAGAAGGGUUAUUCCCUCAGACAAUAGUUGCCUCUUCAAUGCGGUUGGGUAUGUUAUGGACCAUGACAAGAAAAAAGCUCCUGAGUUGAGACAGGUUAUAGCAGCAACUGUAGCAAGUGAUCCAACUAAUUAUUCUGAAGCAUUUCUCGGUAAACCAAAUGAAGAGUAUUGUGCUUGGAUUCUUGACUCUGAGAAGUGGGGAGGUGCCAUAGAGCUUUCAAUAUUAGCAGAUUAUUAUGGGCGUGAAAUUGCAGCAUAUGAUAUUCAAACUACACGUUGUGAUUUGUAUGGUCAGGAGAAGAAGUAUUCCGAAAGGGCUCUGCUGAUCUAUGAUGGGCUUCAUUACGAUGCUUUAGCUAUGUCACCCUUUGAGGGAGCUCCAGAGGAGUUUGAUCAGACUAUAUUUGCAGUUAGGGACAGUACCAUUGGGCCAGUUGAGGGGCUCGCUCUUAAUCUUGUGAAAGAGCAACAAAGUAAAAGGAGAUACACCGACACUGCCAACUUCACUUUGCGCUGUGGGGUGUGCCAACUUGGACUAGUUGGCCAGACGGAGGCUGUGGAGCAUGCACGAGCGACAGGGCAUGUCAACUUUCAAGAAUACAGAUAACAGAAACAUAGUCCCAAUUUCAUUGCAGUGUAACUCCUUUGUAUUCACUUAUUGUUUCAAUGUCUGUCAAAUAAGUAUAACGUUGGACGUCGCGAUUUAUGUAGUCUGGGAAAUGUUGUACUGUACCAACAAAAAGAACAAACAUAGAAAAUUACUGUUGUAGCAGGUUUUUACCAUCAUUUUAUGGGUUGUAUGUUCUGGUGAAUCGAUUGAAUACCCUUUACCU
Messenger RNA from Prunus mume (Japanese apricot), 1009 nucleotides. NCBI's taxonomy places the organism in Eukaryota, Viridiplantae, Streptophyta, Magnoliopsida, Rosales, Rosaceae. The record is from RefSeq and is a predicted model, not a curated record.